UAUUUCUCUUUAACGACGACUAUUGUUGAGAGUUACAUGAAACUGGAUCACUAUGAUUUCUCGUAAACAAAUAUAACCUAAGGACAAGGAUUAUCUGCUACACGACACUACGUCAUAACGCUACGAACUGCAGAGGGAAUGGAGUAGAGUCACAGUAUACUGUGGUAGAACUUUACGAGUUGGCUAGCUUCAAGUAACAAUGUUUUAGACGAACGUGAGCGUCACUCUUGGGAAGAAUGAUGUUUGCAUCGAUUUUAUUGUUACUCAUGUGUCGAGAGGUGUGGAACGUCGAGGUAGAUUCAUCGAAAACAAUUGUUUGGGGUCCGGGAUUGGAACCGGAUAAAAUAACGAUGAGAGCAAGGUAUAUUUUUCUACAGUUCGUCGAUUUCAAUGGAAACAAUUUAACAGAAUCACCUGGGAAAGAUAUAAUAUCUGUUUCCUUACAAGGGAAAAGUUCGACGGGACAUACGUGCUACGUAUGGACACAAAUUUUUGACUCUAAGGAUGGAAGUUUUAUUGUUAGAUAUAAAAUACACGAGGCAUGCUUCGAUUUGAAAUUAAACGUAAAAACGAAGCAUCGUACUUCGUCCGUCCUAUCGAUAGAAUCCAAAGGACCCGUUUACGAAGAAGAAUGUUACUGCCCAAAUCCUUCCAUCGACGACUGGUUGGGCGAUUUCAAAUGUUCCAAAAACUACACGCGAAUACACAAAGAUCUUAUGCCUUUUACGAACGUGGACUUUGACAAAAUUCGUGACGACAUCGUGAAAGCGUACGACCGACCGGGAUCCAUCAGUCUGUGUCAUUACGUGGUCAAGUCUAACGAAAUUUUUAGGAAAUGCCACGGUCGACACGUAGGUUUCAAGAUGUUCAUGGAUUCUAUCCUUCUGUCGCUCGCGCGUAAAGUCGUUCUACCUGAUAUCGAGUUGUUCGUGAAUCUCGGGGACUGGCCGCUCGUUUCGAAGCACGGAAAAGAUUACCCGAUCUUCUCGUGGUGCGGCUCGUCUGACACAAAGGACAUCGUCAUGCCCACCUACGAUAUCACGGAAUCAUCGCUAGAAGCAAUGGGAAGGGUGAUGUUGGACGUGCUAUCUGUACAAGGUAGUACCGAAACGCCGUGGAGAGACAAAAGGAGACAACUGUUCUGGCGUGGUCGAGAUUCCCGCAGAGAACGGCUAGAUCUGAUCGACGUUUCAAGAAAAUACCCUGAACUGUUCAACGUUUCGAUCACGAAUUUCUUUUUCUUUACCGAUGAAAUUGAUAAGUACGGUCCAGGGCAAAGUCACGUGUCAUUCUUCGAUUUCUUUAAGUACAAGUAUCAAUUGAACAUCGAUGGCACGGUGGCUUCGUAUCGGUUUCCGUAUCUACUCGCCGGAGACGGUCUCGUGUUCAAACAAGAAUCAAAGUAUUAUGAAUUCUUUUACGAUGACGUUCUACCUUGGAAACAUUACGUACCCGUUAAAAGCGACUUGUCGGAUCUCGUUGAAAAGAUCAUGUGGGCGAGAGAACACGACGAGGAAGCGUUGCAAAUUGCCAAGUCCGCUAGACAAUUCGCAAGGGAUAAUUUACUGCCGCAAGACGUGUUUUGCUAUCACGCCGUCUUGUUUAAUGAAUGGAGUAAACGCUUAAAGAGUAGAGUUAAGGUACUAGAUAACAUGGAAGAAGUGCUGCAACCUAAGCAUUCUUGUAAAUGUUACAACGACGGUGACAAGGUCGAAGAAACGAGACUCAAGAAGGAACUUUAAUCAUCGAUUUACUCCCUAAUAAUAUACGGGUUUCACGUUCUACCAUAGUCUCUUUCGUACGCAAAAAUAAACACAUGGUUCGAACAUCUGUCGCACAGACGAGCGUGAUUUCGCAGCGAAUUGCAGUAAAAGAGGAGAGAUCAAUCUUAAAAUAUCGAGUCGUUCUAACAUUGGAAAUCUCUACUUUCAACUUUACAAUUUGAAAAUAUAUAUUUUUUAUGACAGUCUAUCUUCGUUUAUGAUCGUUCUGCUCAACGUUUCGAUGGUACACGACGGAAAUAUUAAGCAAAAGCGAAAAAGAACCAGAGUUCAGAAUUGAAGUGUCGAACGUUCCGUUGUCCUCUUUUACUCGUGAAUUCGACGACGCGUCUCGCGCUACCUCGGAUCAAGCGCCAAGAAAUUUUCCAAGGAAAAGACAAUAUUUUCGCAAACAUACAAAUCCGUUUAAUGACAAUAAAAAAUAUAUAUAUAUGUAUAUAUAUAUAUAUAUGUAUAAAAUUAGACAAGGAAACAAACAAUAGGUUACUCGUAAAGCAAACGCGCGCUCCCGCAGCUGUGAACAGAUCGUAUCACGUCGUACCGUACGUUUCGUACGUUCAACAUCGAUGCGACGAAUGUGUCGAUGCUGCAACUCCUCAUCGAUCGAGCUAAACGCACUGCCGAGUCCGGUACCACACGUAUCGGAAUUAAAGAACGGAGAUUUACGACCCUAACGUACAGAGCGACGUUACGUAGAACAUAGAAUGUAAAUGCAUCGAGUCGAAACGUCGACAUUUGUACCAAAUCAUUCACAGCAUCCCGAAUGUUUUAAUUGCGAGAGUAUCUGCGAUGGAAGAUACGACUUCUUUUUGUUUCUUCGAAGUCUUUUCGAUCACAUUGGAAUACGUAUACAAUAUGCAAAGUCUACAAAAUUGAUUUUUGUACCGAAUUAUAUUUGGUGGUAAAAUCGA
Ceratina calcarata is the source of this 2692-nucleotide messenger RNA. RefSeq names its product KDEL motif-containing protein 1. The record is from RefSeq and is a predicted model, not a curated record. Gene Ontology annotation, cellular component: endomembrane system. Gene Ontology annotation, molecular function: glucosyltransferase activity. The transcript is spliced from 8 exons. The coding region runs from base 237 to 1742 and encodes 501 amino acids. NCBI's taxonomy places the organism in Eukaryota, Metazoa, Arthropoda, Insecta, Hymenoptera, Apidae.